CGCCAACCAAAUGGCCACAGUGACAGCGGAAGACAUUCGGACGGUAGCAGAGCGCGUCCGAGCGGCAGCAGAGAUCGUUGCUCCAUAUGAGCGUAGGGAGCCAUAUGAUUUCGAAGUCUUUGAGCCACUCAUGAAAAUGGUCCCGAAAGAACGAGUUCCUUGCGAUCCGCCUCCUCGGCGCCCACACGAAACUGACAGGGAGUAUCAUUUGGCCUGGAGGAGUCAUUAUAACAUUUGGCUUCUUCAAAAGAUUGACGACUACUUCAAGGUGAAGGGAGGAAGACUACUAUCUCCAAGCAGCGAUAUUGAUGAUGAUGAUGAUGUCCGAGCCCAAACAGCCUUGCGCAACCAAGAAAAAGUCUUACGAGGCAUGGACAUUGUGGAUUGGGAAUUUCUGAGAAGGCCCAUGGUACACGAGGAGCAUGAGAAGUUCGAGAUUCCCCCCGAGUUUUGGGAAAGACAGCGUAGGGAAACCCGCGACAAGGAGUUCCCGAAUGAUUCAUCAGCGAAUGUCGAUGUGCGUCGAAGCAGAAACAAUAAUAUGGCUCUGUCAUCCUUCAGUGGUAGUCCUCAAGGCCCUAGACGACACUCGAGCAAUAUUCAAAGAAGCAUUGAGAAUAGCGAAGAGCCGGCAGCUGAGCAGCUAGAAAUAGAUGGCUCGGCCAUACGUCCCUCGAUCGAGCAACCCCAUGAGAGACCACAAAGCGGAAAGGAGAUGGAAUCUUCAAGAAUCUCGUCAUUACCAAAUCCUGAACCGACCCGGAAACGGAAACAAACAAGCCUGCCAGUUGAGGAUGGCACCGUUGAAACAUCAACUAAGAGACAGAGGACGGACAAGCGCCCACAGCUAUCGACAUCCCCAGAUACAGCGGGCCACAAGAGGAAGCGAGACGGUGAAGAACCUCUAGACGAGCCAUCAUCCACCGGCAUAUCAAAACAGCCAAGCGACAAAAAGAGGAGACUUGAUGCACAAUGGAAGAUACAGCCGCCACAAAAGAGAAAGAGGGGUUCCCAAGCAAAUGGCGAAGAAUCACAGGGCUCUCGGCUGGGCGAUGAAGUGCCGGGAUCGAAGCGGAGGAGAUGGAACACGGUGGAGGUGACCAACAUUGAGCAGAGUGCCCAACAUGCUUUCACUACCGUCGGCUCUGGGCGCACUCUGGCCAGAGCAUCGCCUCUCCGCAUCACGCGUGCAAGACGGCGGCAGCUCUCAGGUGAGGACGCGCAGCUGCUCCAACUCGACCAGCGUGGCAAGCCAGACGUGCAGGAGCCAAAGCACUCAGCGCCGGAACCUGCUCAGGACCGAACUUUAACAAGCCAGAACAGCCGGCGGCUGAAGGCACCGGCCAGCAUCGAUGUCAACAACUCCCGCAGAACAAAAGCUACCAGGGGCAUCAGGAGGGCCUCUACCAAAGUCUCUACGAAGGACAGCACUACCACCGAGACUACUAAAGUUACCACCAAGGCCACCACCAGUACCAUGGCCAAGACGAUAUCCCGCAGCGCCUCUAGCAGGACCAGAGGCAAAGACCGGCCAUUAUUCACAUAG
Trichoderma reesei QM6a is the source of this 1546-nucleotide messenger RNA. RefSeq lists its product as uncharacterized. The record is from RefSeq and is a predicted model, not a curated record. Lineage: Eukaryota; Fungi; Ascomycota; Sordariomycetes; Hypocreales; Hypocreaceae. The transcript has a single exon. Bases 11 to 1546 code for a protein of 511 amino acids.